ACUGUCCAUAAUUUUAAAGGGUGCCUCCAGACUGCCCAUAAUUUGAAAGGGUGCCUCCAGACUGUCCAUAAUUUUAAAGGGUGCCUCCAGACUACUGUCCAUAAUUUUAAGGGGUACCUCCAGACUGCCCAUAAUUUUAAGGGGUACCUCCAGACUGUCCAUAAUUUUAAAGGGUGCCUCGGGACUGUCCAU
This is a messenger RNA of Staurois parvus, 192 nucleotides long. NCBI's taxonomy places the organism in Eukaryota, Metazoa, Chordata, Amphibia, Anura, Ranidae. The record is from the annotation of a GenBank genome assembly.